Pyricularia oryzae 70-15 is the source of this 177-nucleotide messenger RNA. RefSeq lists its product as uncharacterized. Lineage: Eukaryota; Fungi; Ascomycota; Sordariomycetes; Magnaporthales; Pyriculariaceae. The record is from RefSeq and is a predicted model, not a curated record. The transcript has 2 exons. Bases 1 to 177 code for a protein of 58 amino acids.
AUGGAGCUGCCGCACUGGUCGAGCGGAAAGAGGCACGUUCCUUCGGCGUCGGGGAGGUUGGAGGGUAUGACAUUACUGCGCCGCAGUAGUUCUCACCAACCUUUCCGCCAAGCCUCAAUCAUUGUGCAAUUCACCAAUAUCGAGCGCCAGUACCUCGCUUGCGGCAUUGGCGGUUAA